AUGUACCUCUGGAAUUCGGCUGGAUUCUGCUCAGGGACACACCAAAUUCACGACUUGAUACUGCAAUUGAACAAAUGGAAUCCAGAGAGAGCUCCUUGCUGCUCUGGGAAGGGUCAUGCUCGGCCGCCAUCUCAUCUAGGCCCAUCUCCGGCCCGCUGGUGCCGGCUGCACAUCCAAUCCGAACUCGACCAACGGGCGGAAACCUCGGCCGACAACUUCGACCUCGCCCGGUGCCUUAACCCAAGGGCACACCACAAGCGUCUCUAUGGCUCUACAAUUGCGACCACCAUUCUGGUAAUCCAGGAGAGCGCACUGUGUGCAGCAAAUAGUCAUCGAGGGGUUGGCAGUUUGAGAGCUGAGUCCGCGGCGAUGAUUCAAAGCUUCAAAUUAGAGAAGACUUCAACAUCGGAAAUCCAUACACCUAGGGCGCACACUGACGUGGGCCAAUACCGGUUUUUACCGUGGAUCCCACGAGUGGCGCCCGCGGGAGUAUUCCGUGGGCUCCACCAAUCGGCCCACGGGUGCAUCCCGAGAUUGUCUCGUGGAGCCAACAAGGAAGCUCGCUGGGCUGCCGCUAAAGAAUCGGCAGUGGCCCUAAAAAGGAGCAGGCACGGAGUCGAACUCCGGCAGUGGACCGGGGCCAAGCAUCUAUGA
Molecule: messenger RNA, 654 nt
Organism: Puccinia graminis f. sp. tritici CRL 75-36-700-3
Lineage: Eukaryota; Fungi; Basidiomycota; Pucciniomycetes; Pucciniales; Pucciniaceae
Exons: 3
Coding region: 1-654 (217 amino acids)
Source: RefSeq, a predicted model, not a curated record